CAAAUUGACAUUAUUGCAUAUUUAAUCGGACAAGAAACACUCUCCUGCCGAGAAGCGUCGAAUGGGUUUGAUCAAAAUUUGCAGGAAGUACCACCGAGUGCGACGCGGUGCAGCAACAAAGCAGCCUCCCGCCCACCUGUGUUUACGUGCGUAAUGUCACCCGGAGACAAUAGCCAUUUUUCUCUGUGUUCUUUCGCGUGAAAAAAAAGGAGAGAUCGCCGAGGUCAGAGGUGGAGACGCGCGCGCGCACACUGCAUGGGAUGAGCAUCUCGUUCCGCGAUGAGCGACGUUCCGAGGAAAAAAGCCAAUCACCUGGCGGUGUUUAAGCGGCGCACCAAGAACGAGGACAACGACGAAUUGUCGAGGAGCUUCAUUAUAGGAGCGAGAAAGACGGGCCGGUUGAAUCUCUCGUCGAGGGGACUGUCCACGGUACCCGACAGAAUAUGGAGUAUAAACGAAUUAACGGAGGAGGAGUUACGUAAUUUACAUGUCGAACUUGAUUACGAGCCUCUGGAGGAGCGAUGGUGGGAACAGGAACCACUGAAGAUGCUAGAUCUGAGCUUCAACAGUUUGACUGUAAUCGAUGACAAGAUACAACUUCUAACGGAAUUGAAUACUUUAGACCUGCACAACAAUUUGUUGGAAGAACUACCGCCCGAGAUCGGUUCUCUGCGCCAACUAAGAGUGAUAAAUCUGUCGGACAAUAAGCUAAAAAGUUUGCCCAAUCGGUUGUACAUGCUGGAGGAAUUGUGCAAGUUGUAUCUGAAAAGUAAUCAAAUAAGCACACUCGAGGCCGAGAUUGGGAAUUUAAUCAUGUUAACUCAGAUGGAUUUAUCAUGCAAUAGUUUAAGUGAAUUACCGAUCGGAUUGGGAUACUUGGUGCGACUGGAGACACUGAAUUUAUGUCACAAUAUGAUAAAAGAGUUACCGCCUGAUGUAACAAGCAUGAGAUCGUUAAAAACGUUAGACGUCAGCUUUAACCAGCUGGAGACGUUACCACCGUUAGGUGAAUUGCGAAAAGUAGAAAGAAUUAUGUUCCAGUCGAACAAUUUGCAGGAAUUCCCAGACAUAUCAGGUUGUUCAGCAUUAACAGUAUUGCAUUUGGAUAACAAUAACAUUCCUGAAAUUGAUCCGCAGCGCUUAGAAGGGACAGGCCACCUGAAAACGCUCACAAUGCAAAACAAUAAAAUCGAAGUGAUACCCGAAGAAAUAGUCAAAUUGAUAAAUUUGGAAGUUUUUGACUUGUCGCAUAAUAAUAUAUCUUUUAUACCCUUUUGCAUCGGAAUACUGCCCAAUUUAAAGCAAUUUGUAAUCGAGGGAAAUAGCAUAAAAAAUGUGAGGGGAGACAUAAUACGAUGCGGUACGCACCGCAUUCUGUCGCACAUUCGUCAGACUGUGGACAAUAAUCCAAGCAUAAACACCAGAGAAUUAUUCCAACCUAGUGCCAGCAAUAGUAUUCAUCCUGACAAGUACGUGAUGAAGCACACAAAGCUGUUGAGUUUAACCGGGCAAAAUCUCCUGGAGAUAUCCGAAGAGGUCUUGGAAAAUGCGGCGGAAGCCUCCGUCACAACCGUCGACUUGAGUAGAAACAGGCUGUCGGAGCUGCCUGAUAAAAUGUCGAUAAUCGCUACAGUGACAGACCUAAAGCUGACCUCGAAUCAUUUAGCGAGCUUGCCGGAGUGGAUCGGUGAGAAGUACACGUGCUUGCAAGUUUUAGACCUGAGUAAAAAUCACUUGCACUCUCUACCGUCGAGCAUCGGUUGUCUGGCAUACCUGCGAGAUAUUGAUCUCUCGUUCAACAGGUUCACUGAAUUGCCAGAAGCUAUUUACGACGUUGCGUGUUUGGAAUGUUUAAUUGCCAAUGACAAUCAAAUCAGGAAAAUAGAUGUGCCGCUUUUGGAAAAAUUAAAAAGGCUGGCAGUUUUAAAUCUGACAAACAACAAUAUCGCUCACGUGCCCCCUGAACUUGGUAACUUGAAACAUUUAAGGAAUCUAUUGUUAUCCGGGAAUUGUUUCAAAUAUCCCAGGCAAGCGAUUCUGAUGAAAGACACAGAGGAAAUAUUGAGCUAUUUACGUAAUCUAAUACCUCAAUAACGAAGAGAAAACGAAAUAGUUAGUAGGGAUUAUCCAUUUUUAAAACUGUUAAAAAUUUGUUAUAUCUAAAUGUGUUACGUGUGAAUAUUUUAUGUCUAUAAAUACAUUUUUACUGGUCUAUACAAAUUUUACACACAUACAUGCAUAUACAUAUAAUGUAUAUAUAUAUAAAUCCCAUCCUAGAUGAGACAAGUACAAAUAAUUAGACUAGAUUCAUAUUAGUAAAUUUAAUGCGAAUGAAGCAAGGAGAAAUCCUGCAUUCAUAGAAAUACAUGAGAAGAAAAUAAAGUGUCAAAAUGUGAGAAUGUGAGAGUGCAGCAAAUACGUAUUUUGAAAGAAUGAAAGGUGUAUUUAAGAUAUUUAAUUAUAUAGAUUAGAAUAAAUGUGAUUGAAGUGGAAGCUAAUAAAGGCCAAAAAAAUCAACAGUA
This is a messenger RNA of Wasmannia auropunctata (little fire ant), 2522 nucleotides long. Its product is annotated as leucine-rich repeat-containing protein 40-like. The transcript has 11 exons. Lineage: Eukaryota; Metazoa; Arthropoda; Insecta; Hymenoptera; Formicidae. Bases 280 to 2094 code for a protein of 604 amino acids. The record is from RefSeq and is a predicted model, not a curated record. Gene Ontology annotation, molecular function: protein binding.